Macrosiphum euphorbiae (potato aphid) is the source of this 243-nucleotide messenger RNA. The record is from the annotation of a GenBank genome assembly. NCBI's taxonomy places the organism in Eukaryota, Metazoa, Arthropoda, Insecta, Hemiptera, Aphididae.
AUGGCAAAUAACAUCGAAGAAACAAUAGAAGCCCACCUCAAAUCGUGUUAUUAUUUUUCUUUACAAGUUGAUGAAAGUACAGGCGUGUCGGAUAAUGCUAAUCUAAUGUGUUUUGUAACAUAUGAUCUUGGAAAUACUACUCACGAAGAGUUUUUGUUUUGUAUAUCGCUGCCAACAAGAACAACAGCAGAAGAAUUAUUUAAUUUAAUCAAUAGAUAUAUUGUUGAGAAUGGCAUUGAAUGA